AAUCAAUACCUUUUAGUCGAGUUUUACGCCCCCUGGUGUGGACACUGCAAGGCGUUGGCGCCCGAGUACGCGAAAGCGGCCACUCUUUUGUUGGAUGAGGGGUCGGACAUCCUGUUGGGCAAAGUGGACGCCACCGAAGAGUCAGAACUGGCCGAACAGUUUGAAGUGAGAGGGUAUCCGACGCUGAAGUUCUUCCGCAACGGAAAGCCUUCCGAAUACGGCGGCGGACGCACUGCCGAAGACAUAGUCAAAUGGCUGAAGAAGAAGACGGGUCCGCCGGCCGUCGAUCUGACCACCGAAGAGCAGGCGACGAAGUUCAAGGAGAGCGCGUCGGUAGUGGUGGUCGGCUUCUUCAAGGACAGGGACAGCGCCGACGCCAAGACGUACUUAGAAGUGGCCGCCGAUAACGACGAGCACCCGUUCGCCAUCGCGUCCGACGAAUCCGUUUACACGGCUCUGGGUGUCGACAAAGACGGUAUCGUUCUCUUCAAGAACUUCGAUGAGAAGCGCAACGACUUGGAGGGAGAGGUGACCGCCGAGACGCUGAAGAAGUUUGUCUCAACCAAUAGUCUUCCGCUGGUCGUCGAGUUCAGCCAUGAGACGGCGCAAAAGAUAUUCGGCGGUGAAAUCAAAGCGCAUAACCUGUUGUUCGUGAGCGCGAAGAGCUCGGAGUACGAGACCAUAAUCGAGGCGUUCAGGACUGUGGCCAAAGAGUUCAAGAAUCGAGUGCUGUUCGUGACGAUCAACACCGACGAAGAAGAUCACGAGAGGAUUAUGGAGUUCUUCGGCCUCAAGAAGGGCGAGACGCCAUCCAUGCGACUCAUCAAACUGGAGGAAGAGAUGACCAAAUUUAAGCCCGAAAGCGCCACAAUUGACGAAAAAAAUAUCAAGUCCUUCGUGGAAGGCGUCCUCAGCGGUAAAGUGAAGGUAUUGUCACCGGAACUGACACCACAUGUGUCGGUGAUAUACUGUAUAUACUCAACGAUACCUCAACUCUCUCUCUCUCUCUCGCAGCAACACCUGCUCUCUCAGGAACUGCCCGACGACUGGGAUAAGACGCCCGUCAAGACCCUGGUGUCGACCAACUUCGACGACGUGGCCCUCGACAAGUCGAAGGACGUGUUGGUGGAGUUCUACGCCCCGUGGUGUGGACACUGCAAACAACUGGUGCCCAUCUACGAGCAAUUGGGUGAGAACUUCAAGGACUCGGCGACGGUGGUGAUCGCCAAGAUGGACGCCACGGCCAACGAGCUCGAGCACACUAAGAUCAACAGCUUCCCCACCAUUAAACUGUUCAAAAAGGAGACUAAUAAGGUAAUUGAAUAUAACGGCGAGAGAACCCUCGAGGGGUUGACUCAGUUCUUAGAGACUGACGGCGAAUACGGGAGAGCGGCGCCCGAUCAGGUGGUGGACUAUGACGGGGAACGCAAUUUAGAGGGUCUCACAAAGUUUGUAGAGAGCGGUGGCCUCAAACACGCUGAUCUCAAACAAGAGAUCCAGGCGGUCAUGUUGUGGCCCAUUAGGGGAACAACACCUUUAGAAGUGGAUGAGGAGGACGAGAAAGAGGACGCCAAGGACUCGAAGGAUGAGCUCUAAUACUAUAGUCUUUCAUAAGCUUAUAAAUUGUAAACUAAUUUGUUGUCAAUUUGUUUUUCAUCUAAAUCAUGAUAAAUUCGGGCAUUUUUUAGAAGUAAUUAUAAAUUUUGGUGAAAAAAGUUUUACGUUUAAUACGAAUUCACAAAUAAAAACAUUUUUUACACUAA
This is a messenger RNA of Oppiella nova, 1763 nucleotides long. The record is from the annotation of a GenBank genome assembly. Lineage: Eukaryota; Metazoa; Arthropoda; Arachnida; Sarcoptiformes; Oppiidae.